Molecule: messenger RNA, 1514 nt
Organism: Selaginella moellendorffii
Lineage: Eukaryota; Viridiplantae; Streptophyta; Lycopodiopsida; Selaginellales; Selaginellaceae
Product: coiled-coil domain-containing protein 113
Exons: 6
Coding region: 236-1432 (398 amino acids)
Biological process (GO): cilium assembly
Cellular component (GO): ciliary basal body; axoneme
Source: RefSeq, a predicted model, not a curated record
GAUUCGUCCAGCGGAUGCGCGUAAAACCGCCAGAGGGGAGUUUAAUGGCGCGCUAGAGCCCUGGAUCUUCGCCACACGAUCGAGGCGAGCUCCAGCUUCUCAAGCUCGAUCCAAGCGCACAAGCUGGGAGAUCAUCGCCCGGUAGGGUAUUUCGAUGAGGUUUUGUGGAUCCGGCCGCCGGCAUUGAUCCAAGAAGCUGGGAUUUCCAGCGAGGAGACCGCUAGGGCAGAUCGCCAUGGACGAGUACGAGAUCAUGGAGAGGAACAAGGAGCUGCAAGCGCUCCAGGUGAAGCAAGAGGCAGUGCGAAUGGAAAAUACGCUACUCUCGGAACAUCUAUCGAGGAUUGUGACACGCAAGGGGAGCUUGCAACUUCAUCUGGAAAAGAUGGAAGAAGAAGAAACUGAGAAGGAAGAACAGGAGGCAGCCGAGGCACUACGCCGGAGCUCGAGACGAUCGUUCCGGAUUUUUCACGAUGGUCCUCCGGUGCCAAGAGCCACAGUACGAUUCUUGUCGCCGCCAAAGAUACCUUCGCUCUCGCCACCCAAGCAAAGAGCCGAGGCGCUUCCCAUGAGCACCGAGGAGAAAGUUGAGAUCGCUGACGAAGAAUGCGGACAUCUCACUGAUCAAGUCGAGAAGUUGCGAGCGGAGAACGAUCGCUGCCUCGAUGAUCUUGGUGCUGUUUACAAUGAGGUGAAGCGAGGCAUGAGGGAAACGAAGAAGGAGAAGAACAGCUUCUACAGGGAGGUGAUUCUUUUGUCAGAGAUCAAUCCCGGAAAGGUGAUCUAUGCCGAAGAUGUGUUGAGAUAUCUCUAUGACAAGCUGCGAAGAAAGCAAAAUGUGAGAGACAAAUUGCAAGAGAAGAAUGAUUUGCUUCAUAUGGAGAUCAUGGAAGCCGAGCACCAGUUCAGCACGAAAAAGGAUCUCAAGGACAUCUUACAUGCCAUCGACUUCGAUCAGCUUCAGAUCCAAAACGUCCAGCUCCACGCCAGGAUACGGGACAGGACUUACGAGAUCUGGGACCUCAAGAGCGCGGUCAAGAGAACGCUCAAGGCUCUGGAGACAACACGGCGGAAGCUUGGUGGCAUUGUGGAUCGGGGGACAAACAUCAAAUGUUUCCUCAAAGAUCGCCAGCCUUUGUUGGAAAGCUUACGAGACAACAUCAGAACGGAGACCUUUCAAAAGAGCAAGCUUCACGAAUCCGUGGUAGCGCAUAUGCAAGAAGAAGAUGGGCCUCCUCGUCCCACAGCUCUCGACUACAUGCGUUGUAGACAUAACAACGACGAGUUGUCCAAAGAGGUCAAGACUUGGAAGAACAAGGUUGAGGUAGCGGAACUAACAAACAUCCAGCUCCACAAAAUGCUCAAACAAGCACUCAAGAAUCGCGAAGUCUCGGUUCGGCAAGAAGCAUCAACAGUGGUGGCGGUGUGCUAGCGAAAAUUCUAACUUGUGCUAACAAAGUGUUGGCAUCUUAUUUUAAUUGUGGAGGAUAUUCUAGCUAACAAGCAUCCUAUUU